Messenger RNA from Alosa alosa (allis shad), 1569 nucleotides. It is a transcript of the gene tex30, whose product is annotated as testis expressed 30. The record is from RefSeq and is a predicted model, not a curated record. The transcript is spliced from 5 exons. NCBI's taxonomy places the organism in Eukaryota, Metazoa, Chordata, Actinopteri, Clupeiformes, Clupeidae. Bases 44 to 733 code for a protein of 229 amino acids.
UUAAUAUUAAAUCAGUUUUGAGGACCGCCAUGCUUACAAUUCUAUGGCGGAGUGUUCAGAGGAAAAGGUCAAAAUACCCGUCGGAGAGAAGCGGCUGGAUGCUGUGAUAACUUUCACGGAUAAGGUGUCCGAUGUUCGGACCGCGGUAGUUCUGACCCACGGGGCCGGCGGAGACAUGAACUUCAGGCACCUGGUGUCGCUGGCGCGUGCCGUGGCGGCGUCGGGGCACAUCUGCGUGCGCUUCACCUGUAAAAGCCUGAACCUGCCGUACAGAGUGAAGGCUUACGGAGCCGUGGUGACAUAUUUAAAAAGCCAUGGCAGAUUCACACUGACAAAACUAUUCCUCGGGGGCCGGUCCAUGGGUGCGCGUGCAGCCGUCUCUCUGGCCAGGCAGCUGAGCGAGGAGGGCGACGAGUGUGUGUGGGGCGUGGUGUGUGUGUCCUUCCCCCUCCACCCCCCUGCUCAGACACACACACACACACACCAGGAGCGCAGCCAGGACCUCCGGGCACUAUCCCAUCAGCCCGUGCUCUUCAUCUCAGGCACCGCUGACAACAUGUGUGAACGGAAGCUUCUGGAAGAGUUGGUGCAGGAUAUGCAAGCCCCUGCAGCUGUGAGAUGGAUUGAGGGGGGGGGGCAUGGACUCGCUGUCAAGGGGCGACCCGAGGAGGCCGUGCUAGAAGAGGUCAACACACACAUCACGGAGUGGAUACAGCAACAGCUGUCUGAUUGACCUCCACACACAUCACGGAGUGGAUACAGCAACAGCUGUCUGAUUGACAUCCACACACACACGUCACGGAGUGGACACAACAAUAGCUCUUAGAUAAACAUCACCACACACACACACAUCACAGAGUGGAUACAGCAACACCUCUCAGAUAAACAUCACCACACACAUACACAUCACAGAGUGGAUACAGCAACAGCUCUCAGAUAAACAUCACCACACACACACGUCACAGAGUAACGGGGUCAUAAGCUAAUGAGGUCAAUACCCCACACUACAAGGCACAUGUCUGACAGCAUGCAGAAUGAGAAUCACACCUGAAACAAGCAAAGGCUGAAUCCUGUUAUAUAAUGUGAAAUUAUGUAAAUUAUAUAAAUAAACAACCAACUGUAGCCUAUAGGACAUAAGGUGUAAUGAAAGGAGUGAAUAAAGAUGAAAAUCUGAUGUAGGCCACAUUUUAAAAGGUAUAAAAAAACGGAUCUGAAGAUUUGCGGUAUGAAGGGGGUUUUAGAUUUGCGUCGGGCGCAAGAAUUUAUGCCGCCAGCAUAAUAGCAACAGUGCUCGAGGUCCACCCACAAAGCUACUUGCGUUUCGUGUUUGAUACUUGCAUUUCAGAUCGUUAAAAUAGGGCCCUCACUCGAUCAAUUGGCUGACGACUAACAAAAUGCCUUAUGUAGCCAGAUGAUUUGGCGAAAUUGUCACAUCAUACCAUAUCAUAUCACGAAAAUUGACUUUUUGUCACAUCCAUAACGCCAGUGAAAUGCCUUGGCAUUUGUAUUCUCUUGUGUAAUUUGUGUUGGUUGUGUUCAUACUGAAUAAAUGUUUUUUGGUUUGUUUUA